This is a messenger RNA of Danaus plexippus (monarch butterfly), 2170 nucleotides long. RefSeq names its product paired box protein Pax-6-like. Lineage: Eukaryota; Metazoa; Arthropoda; Insecta; Lepidoptera; Nymphalidae. Gene Ontology annotation, molecular function: RNA polymerase II cis-regulatory region sequence-specific DNA binding; DNA-binding transcription factor activity, RNA polymerase II-specific. Gene Ontology annotation, biological process: regulation of transcription by RNA polymerase II; anatomical structure development. The record is from RefSeq and is a predicted model, not a curated record.
AGCGGUAAGCGGUAAGCGCGCUUCAGUGUUCUGGCUGAGCUUCAAGCGAGCGUGUGCUGGCGAGUGUCUGUGCUAGGUUGGACGUAUCUAGUGUCGUUGUGCAUAUGCUUACCGCGGUGGCUCUACCAUGUUGAUAUCUGCGGGCAACGGCCCCAUACCCGAAUUCUCUCCUUCCUCGUGCUGCGCGUCCUGGAAGAUGGAGCCAGCGCCUGCUGCCUCCAUAACACAGCCAUUGAAUAUAUCGCCCAACGUGCCAGUGUCACCAUCAUCAUCAGGAGGUACAAACACGCUGUACGCGGGCGCUUCACACCCAUUGUCGUCUUUGUUGUCACAACAGCGGUUACUCGAACUGUCUCGCUUCGGUUUGCGUCACUACGAUAUAGCUCAUCACGUGCUGUCUCAGCAAGGUGCUGUUACGAAGCUGCUUGGUACACUCAGGCCACCUGGUCUCAUCGGUGGCAGCAAGCCAAAGGUCGCUACGCCGGCAGUAGUUUCAAAGAUAGAACAAUACAAAAGAGAGAACCCUACCAUUUUUGCUUGGGAGAUACGAGAGCGGCUUAUUUCUGAAGGCGUCUGUACUAAUGCAACAGCACCGAGUGUAUCUUCAAUCAAUCUACUCAGAAACAGAGCCGCGGAAAGGGCUGCAGCAGAGUUUGCUAGAGCGGCGGGAUAUGGUCUGUAUGCUGCACCACCUCCAUAUGGCGGGUUCCCGUGGGCCAGCGGUGGUGGUGUAUGGCCACCUGGAAGCCUACCCCUACCUCCAGGAGUACCGCCUUCUUCAGUUGGAGUACCUCAUCCGGAUGCUGUUAAACAAGGCUUUUUAUCAUCGUCGGGUCGUAGCUUGAUUGAUGUGGAUGGAGACGAUUCGGGAUCACUAGAUGGGGAACAACCAAAGUUUAGACGAAAUCGAACAACAUUCAGUCCUGAUCAACUAGAAGAGUUAGAAAAAGAAUUUGAAAAAUCACAUUAUCCCUGCGUUUCAACACGAGAACGAUUAGCCUCUAAGACUUCUUUAUCCGAGGCAAGGGUUCAGGUUUGGUUUUCCAACAGACGAGCCAAAUGGAGGCGCCACCAGCGCAUGAAUCUCCUCAAACGCGGUGGCUCUCCUUCGCACCGCCUCCCCCACUCUCCCUCCCGUUCCCGUUCACGUUCUUUAUCCCCCACCCGAAUUCCCUACCACGCUCCUCAAAUGGGCGGUGAAAAUAGUGCUUUCAAAGCUUUAGGCCAUCAAGAUACUAAUACGCUGAAAGCCCUCACGCAUCAAAGCCAAUUCGAAACGAACGCACUAAAAGCUUUAUCCCAACAGACAACAUUUGAUAGCAAUCCUUUUAAAUCACAUCCAGCUCUAGAGAAUAGUGCAUUUAAAGCGCUCGUACCAAACUCAGCGGCAGCGGCGUUAUUGGCCGCACAAUCGAUACAAUUAGCCCGCGGAUAUGAAUCUCAUUCGGAUUCCGAUGAGGAAAUAAACGUUCAUGAUGAGAGUGAAGACGAGGCCGAGAAACAGAUAAAUGCGAUGAGAUCUAGAUCACCGAGCCCGAGCCGACAUAGAAUGACGACAACCAAUGACGUGCCGCUGCAAUUAACUAAGCAUGACCGUUGAUUAUGUCAUUAAUGCUAAUUUAUCUGAUAAGAAUGUGAUUCCUAUUAACUAUGCAUGUUCCGAAUGUUAACUUAUUAAACUUAAGUUACAUAUAUGUAAAUUUUAAACCUUAAUUUAUGGCUAAUAGAAUAUGAGAUAUGGCUUAAUUUUUAAUAUGCACAAACAGAUCCGUUUUUAUACAUAUAUAUAAAUGAAGGGGUUCCUUUUAAAAGAAGUUUGGCAAAAUAUAUAUUUUUUUCAUUUAAAUAAAAAGCAGUUUAUCAGUGAAAAUUACGUUCGGAAAUCAAGGUCCUCUGUUAUAGUUCCUAUUAUGGAUCGAAUUACUAUAAAUCGUUGUAAAUAAAACCCGUUUUUUUUAUUUAUGUACAUAAUGUAUUACUUAAUAUUAUUAUUAAACAAACUUAAUAUUAGUAAAAUUUUCUCUUAUGUAAAUAUGUCACCAUUAGAUGAUUGUAAUGUUUUGUUAUGUAUACGUAAGGUUAUUAAGGAAUUUGGUAUUUAUUAUUAGAUAUAUUAUUAAAACUUUAUGUGUUUCAUAAAAUAGACAAUUUAAAUACGUACCUAUGAUAA